Messenger RNA from Stegastes partitus (bicolor damselfish), 1171 nucleotides. RefSeq lists its product as uncharacterized. Lineage: Eukaryota; Metazoa; Chordata; Actinopteri; Pomacentridae. The coding region runs from base 25 to 558 and encodes 177 amino acids. The transcript is spliced from 9 exons. The record is from RefSeq and is a predicted model, not a curated record.
AGGCCUGAUCUGGUGUGGAUCACCAUGACGACCACCACGGCGACGGUGACGAUGAUGAUGAUGAUGAUGAUGAUGAUGGUGGUGGUUUGUGUCUCUGCUGCUUCACUCGGUGGCUCCAGACGAGUCGAGACGAACACCACGAGUCCUCAGCGGCUGACGGAGAACCAGGAGAACGUCUCCACCGGACUAAAGUCUCAUCAGGACGCCAAUGAAACUCUGGACGACUCCAUCAGUGUUGUGUUCUUCAGACCUGAGCCUCAUGAGGACGUCAACAAAACUGUGGUCGACGCCACGAGAAUCAAGUCUCAUCAGGACGUCAACGAAACUCUGGUCGACCCCACGAGAGACUCGGCGUCGAACUCGUCGAGGAACGAAACAUCGUUCACGCCGCUCAUGUUUGUUUUUCCGCUGGACGGCCUGGGAACCAGUCAGGACCUCCAAUCCAUUGACUGCCCCCUGCCCACCUGUCUGACGGUGAACCUUGGCUCCACCCUGCAGCGUGGAGAUGAGAAGGCGGGCGACUCCACCAGGGACCCUUUCGGUGUUGGAAAGAAAUGAAACAGAGCAGCUCUUAAACCUCCGUCGUCGUGGCAACGGAUUCUGACGUUCCCACCUGUUGGCUGUUCGUUAUCUCCGCCUGAAACCGAUCGGAUCGACUGAUAGACACCCCACGAAGAAAAAGCACGUCUGAGCCAGAGAGUCACAAACACGAUAAAGAGAAGAUUUACUACAGUUCCCAGAAUGCAUUUCAGCAGGAAGCCUCCCAGAGCUUAAAGGUUCAUCCCAAGUGGAAGCUUUCAUUAACCGCCGAGCUUCUCCUGCUCCCGUCUGAUGAACCCAACACUAACCAAUGGUCACAUGACCACACGGAGUCACGUGACCUCCUGAGUACCCGUCAGGUCUGUGGUUGAUCAUGUGACUGCAGGUUGUUGGAGCUGUUUCUGUUCGUGCACACUUCAAUCAGCCGAAACACAUUUCUCCCGUUACUGUCUUUGUGACUCUGUUCACGUCUUUCUGGUUUUGUGCUCCAUACGGUGGUCGACAACCUGGACUGUGUGACACCAGGUGAACCAUGAGCAACUAUCAGUCUGGUUUCACUGGUUUCUGUCUGUAACAUGAUCCUAAAUGCUGUGAGAACGUUUCACGAUGAAUAAACACUUAAAUAAACCUG